GGGAGCGGGAGCGGGGCCGGGGCAGCUCUCCCUCCCGCGGCAGCCAUGGCAGAGGGCUCCGAGAAGGUGCCCAUCGCCCGAGUGGGGCCUGACGAUGUGGAGCAGUGCCUGCCACCCGCGUACGCGGCGGCGGUGCCUCCCGGGCCGGGGCGGCUGCUGAAGGCGGGGGCCGCGGUGCUGAUCGCCGGAGCUCUCCUCCUCCUGGCCGGGGCCAUCGGCGCCUUCUACUUCUGGAAAGCCACCGAGCGGCAGGUGUACAAUGUUCACUACACUAUGAGCAUUAAUGGAAAAGUACAAGAUGGAUCAAUGGAAAUUGAUGCUGGAAACAAUUUAGAGACAUUCAAAACGGGAAGUGGGAGUGAAGAAGCUGUUGAAGUUCAUGAUUUUCAGAUUGGCAUAACUGGGAUCCGCUUUGCUGAAGGAGAAAAGUGUUACAUCAAAGCUCAGCCAAAAGCGCACAUCCCCGAAGUUGAUGCUAUGACUAAAGCAAGCCUCUCAUCUGAGCUGGAAGAUGAAAUCAUGCCUGUGAGAUUUGACGAAAACUCCCUUAUCUGGGUGGCUGCAGAUGAGCCUAUCAAGCAUAACAGCUUCCUAAGCCCUAAAAUUUUAGAGCUUUGUGGGGAUCUUCCAAUUUUCUGGCUGCGACCAACGUAUCCCAAAGAUAACCAAAGGAGAGAAAUGAAGAGAAACAAACGCCAGUCAGAAUCAAACUUUGAUAUGGAAGACUUGGAAGCUGCUAGUGAAGAAGUAAACACUAGGUCACCCACCGUGCAGCUGACUCAAGAGCUUGAUCACCAGCCUAAUGAAACCAGGCCAAUGGAACAAGAAACCGACCAAACACUUAAUCCAGACAACCCCUAUAAUCAACUGGAAGGUGAAGGCAUGGCUUUUGACCCCAUGCUGGAUCACCUCGGCGUGUGCUGCAUUGAAUGCAGACGAAGUUACACGCAGUGCCAGAGAAUCUGUGAGCCUCUCCUGGGCUACUACCCAUGGCCUUACAACUACCAAGGCUGCCGUACUGCCUGCCGAAUCAUCAUGCCCUGCAACUGGUGGGUUGCUCGUAUCAUGGGUGUUGUGUGAGGAAAAGCAGGGGGAGCCUUGAUAAAUUAAGUAGGAAUGCCGUGACAAACUGGUAAAAGGCUACAACCAAAGCGGCAGUACCAAUCCUGGCUUUUAAAAAUCAAAGUGUGUGUUACUGCACCAAAAGCAAGGUCAGAUAUUCACACUGUAAAUAAAAAUCUUAAUAUUCCAUUAGCUUUACAAAUGACAAGAGCAUACUCGCUUUUACUGAAUUCAAAAACUAAAACAUCCCCCCAAAAAGACAGUAAUAAACUUUGCUCACAAACUGGUUUAGCAGUCCAGAAGCUUGCUCAUAAAUCCAAAUUCAUAACAAAACCCUCUCUUCUUUCCACGCUACAAGUGAAAAUUUACAUCCAAUUAGGCAACUAGCUUAACUUGUACACUUGGGAGUACCUUUCAUCCAUGUAGCUUACUUAAAUAAAUCACAAGUUAAGUUGCUCCCCGUUGCUAUUCACACCGAGUUGCCAGGUCAUUAUGAAUGGUUAUAAACCAAUUACAGCAUACCUUUCCCACAAAGCUGCUCCGGGGGACACGGGAAAGCACCCAUUGUGCCGAAUCGGAAACAAACAGCGGGAAAAGGGGCUGCGGAAGGGAAUGUGCGUGGCCACAGAAUCAAAACCCUUCGCACAUCCCAACAUCAAAGAAGCCCCAGCAUCAAGAAUCUUGUAUCCAUGAUACCACCGUAGUGUCUAACAAGUAUCUGCUAUCCAGCUACUACAGCAGAAGUAUUUACAUGCAGUUGCAGACCAAACAGUCUCAAUGCCUCUUGCAAUCCACAACGGCCACUGUAUUUAUAAAUCCUUGAACUAGACACUUCUGACACAAGAUUUCAACCCCUCUUUAUUUCACAUGGAUAACAGCCAUUCAUGCUAGCUCCUUCAGCUUUGCUGAAGCUAACCUUCAAUCCCCACAAGAAAAACUACUUACCAGUAAGGAGGAAAGAAAAAAGAAAGAAAAAUAAGGGAGGAUUUCCAACCUCACCCUUUUUGCUUAGGCAAACUGCAAUUAUUGGGAUUGAUCUUAUUACAUACUAAGCCUCUAAGGAAGGCAGUAAGCUGAAAUGCUCCCAAAGAUGGAAUGACUUAAGGUACAUAGCCUUGAAAGAAAACAGUAAGAGGCAUUACACUGCCCUCAUGCAUACUAUACAUCCUGAACCCUAUCACUGAGUUAAUGGAGCCAUCUACAUGGGCUUUAUAAACAGACUUGUCUAUUUUUUCUUGAAGUUCACUUCCAUUUUUGUGACUAAACUACUCUCGAGAUGUUGCAAGCCCAGUAAUGUUAUUAACACUGCGUGACACACAGAAAAGAGGAAUUAAUUUGACAUAAUCAUGGCUUAACGAAAAUAAAGGCAACCUCAUAUGGAAUGCUAAACUGCAUAUCUAAAAAGCAAAGUGUUAAAUGAGAAUGAGAAUAGAAUUCAGUAUUUUGUUCUAUUGUAGCCUUUUCUUUUUUUUUAAUAGAAGCUUCACCUUCCCUUAAUCUGAAGAACAGACUUGCUUUGAAAUAUUUAAAUUAAAAACUUCUUAAAGUGGGAUUUCAAGGCCUGUAAAAUUUGAGUUUCUGCUUUUUCAAACUGAAAAUGACCUUGAUCAUUAAGUUGGUUUAGAAGUACGUCAUUCAUAUGCUUAGAAAAAGUUUUCCUUUCUGUUUUUUUUA
This is a messenger RNA of Melopsittacus undulatus (budgerigar), 2736 nucleotides long. It is a transcript of the gene CNMD, whose product is annotated as chondromodulin. The transcript has 7 exons. The coding region runs from base 46 to 1080 and encodes 344 amino acids. The record is from RefSeq and is a predicted model, not a curated record. Lineage: Eukaryota; Metazoa; Chordata; Aves; Psittaciformes; Psittaculidae. Gene Ontology annotation, biological process: negative regulation of endothelial cell proliferation; negative regulation of angiogenesis.